Molecule: messenger RNA, 565 nt
Organism: Manihot esculenta (cassava)
Lineage: Eukaryota; Viridiplantae; Streptophyta; Magnoliopsida; Malpighiales; Euphorbiaceae
Exons: 3
Coding region: 41-427 (128 amino acids)
Source: RefSeq, a predicted model, not a curated record
AUCGAUUCAUAUCUCAAGGCUACAAACGAUAGAUUGAGCAAUGUUGAAGCAUAAGACGAGUCAAUCUCAAUCCACUGAGGAGGACAAAUUUAAAUUGAAACAUCAAAGUCUGCUUCAGGAUUUUUUAGAAUUUCAAAAGGAAUUUGUUUCAAAGAAGAAAAAAUUGCAGAUGACAAAGCAGAAGAGAGACAUUCUGUCAACUGAAAUUAGAUUUUUAAGACAGAGGUAUAGAUAUUUAAUGGCUAUGAAAUCACAUAAUCUUCAACUACAGCAAGAUCCUGCUCCCCCAGAAAAUUCGUCUAUGCAAAGUGAGGAUAUUAGGAAAUUGUUGAGUACUAAGAAAAAACCCAAGCAUGGCAUUAUCAAUGGCAAAAGUGUUGAGAAGAAAAUCUCAUGGCAAGAUCAGACAACUGUAAUGAAUGUCUAAAGGAAUUCUUGUAACUAAUCAUUCAUAGAUCAUGAGAAAAAUACUAUUUUGCUUUCUUUUCUUUUUAUUUUACCACAGUGGAAAUUGUAAAGAGAAAUCUCAAUACUUUAGACAUAUAUAAAAUUUUUCUUUUACAUA